Molecule: messenger RNA, 2041 nt
Organism: Galeopterus variegatus (Sunda flying lemur)
Lineage: Eukaryota; Metazoa; Chordata; Mammalia; Dermoptera; Cynocephalidae
Product: alpha/beta hydrolase domain-containing protein 17C
Exons: 3
Coding region: 158-781 (207 amino acids)
Biological process (GO): protein depalmitoylation
Cellular component (GO): endosome membrane; plasma membrane
Molecular function (GO): palmitoyl-(protein) hydrolase activity
Source: RefSeq, a predicted model, not a curated record
GCCGGCGCCGCAGCAGCCCGAGGAGGGCUCGGGCGCGGGGCCCGGCGCGUGCAGCCUGCACCUGAGCGAGCGCGCCGACUGGCAGUACUCGCAGCGCGAGCUGGACGCCGUCGAGGUCUUCUUCUCGCGCACGGCCCGGGACAACCGGCUGGGCUGCAUGUUCGUGCGCUGCGCGCCCUCCAGCCGCUACACGCUGCUCUUCUCGCACGGGAACGCCGUGGACCUGGGCCAGAUGUGCAGCUUCUACAUCGGCCUCGGCUCGCGCAUCAACUGCAACAUCUUCUCCUACGACUACUCGGGCUACGGCGUCAGCUCGGGCAAGCCCUCUGAGAAGAACCUCUACGCCGACAUCGACGCCGCGUGGCAGGCGCUGCGCACCCGAUAUGGCGUAAGUCCUGAGAACAUUAUCCUCUAUGGUCAGAGCAUCGGGACUGUCCCCACGGUGGACUUGGCCUCACGGUAUGAGUGCGCAGCGGUCAUUCUCCAUUCCCCUCUGAUGUCUGGUCUGCGUGUGGCUUUUCCAGAUACCAGGAAAACAUACUGCUUUGAUGCUUUCCCCAGCAUUGACAAGAUAUCUAAAGUCACCUCUCCUGUGUUGGUCAUUCAUGGUACAGAGGAUGAGGUCAUCGAUUUCUCCCAUGGCUUAGCGAUGUACGAGCGCUGUCCCCGAGCCGUGGAGCCCCUCUGGGUGGAAGGGGCUGGGCAUAAUGACAUAGAGCUUUAUGCACAAUACCUAGAAAGACUAAAACAGUUCAUAUCUCAUGAACUUCCUAAUUCCUGAAGACGACCACUUGAUUUUACCUCAUUUACUGUGAACAGCAGAGUCCUCUGUUUUGCACAUGCUUUAACUGGAUAGCUGUAAUGACUUGAUAACCAUGAAGAAGUGCCCAACCUUUAGGGUGUUCUAAUCAAAGAGCUGAUGAAAUCUCAGUCUUUUGUAUCUAGAGGUGAUUCUACUAAUUCACACAACAUGAUAAAUUGAACAGUCGUGAUUCCCAGCUUCAUCGCUUUGCAGGAAUGGGAAUGAGAGCUGAAUGUGGGGACAGUUUUCUAGUGCGAUAUUAAGUGUGCUCACAUGUUUCUCAACCUCACCCAUCACUUCUGAUUUAUCCAUGCAGGACUCAACCUUGUCUUCACUAAUGUUCUCAGUAUUUGACAUGCAGCUCUCUUUCAGCCACUGGAUCCAUGGGUUCAAUCCAUUUGUGAAGCUGUGAUAGUGUAACUGGAAAACUGGUGGUGAAAAUUCCUUUAUUAAUUUUUGUUAACAUUCUGAUCUUUCCCCAAACAAAUGAAUUGAAGGGUAAUUUACUGGAACUAUCAUGAGCAGUUUCAUCAACUGUAACCAUAUAAAUAUAACUGGAAUAUUCUUAAACAAAAGGAAACUGGGGGUUUUUUAAGUGUAAAUUUAUUACUGGCCAACAGAGUUUUAAUAUUUUGAUUGGUUGGUCUAACAAAGAGCCUAGCCGACUUUCCUUCUAUAAAGUCCUCCUUGUAGGCUUUUUUAAAGUACUGUACAUAUUUGCAAUUACAUUGUGCAUAGAUUCUUAAUGGGUAGUUUUUCUUUUGUCAGGCUAUUACAAUGAACUGCAGAUUCCUUGUUUGUAAUGUAAAUGAUUGAAUACAUUUUGUUAAUAUGUUUUUAUUCCUAUGUUUUGCUAUUAAAAAGUUUUAUAACAUUUCCAAGACAAAAAUUUCAAGUUUAUGCUUUGAAGAAUUUAUGUAAUUAAAAUUUCACUAAACUAAUCUUUUUCGUUUAGGAGUUAUUUGGGUUUUGACACUGGAGUUGCGCCAAAUAAGCAUCAGAAAUGUAAGAUGCUUAAAAUUGCUACACUACUUGUAUUGGUUGGGGGUUUGGGUCUGGGGGUUCUUUGGUUUUAAUUAUUAUUAUUAUUAUUUUUUUUUUUUCAAAUUUAAAAGCCUUAAAUGUACUGUGAGCCUCAGAUCGUUGUACAACUGGAUUGCGGUUGGUUGCCAGUUUGUGUUCUGUUGUUUGGAUGCAGCACAGUGGUUGGUCAUGGAAUAAAGGAUGCAUGGAUCAGAA